AUUUUCCUCCUCCACCAAUCCUCCACCGCGCUCUAUGCAGCCUUUCAAUGCGAAGCUAGUUGCUGCAGCUUCAGGCUCUACCAUGACAGCCUUGACUAUGACCCCGUUCGACGUGGUGAAGACGAGGCUUCAAACACAACGGCCUGCUCCAGAACCUCUGUUUCCUCGACCGCCUCCUAAUAUGUGCUGUAGGCCAGGUCAGCUUCAAUGUGUUCGAAAUAUGUCUUCGUAUGCACGUACACUCGCCGGGGAAGAAUUUGUUUGCGUCUGGGAGAAUGGUGUCUUCAAAACCGAGAGGGUGAACGGGUUUUUGGAUGCCAUUCGCCAUGUGGUCCGUGCGGAAGGUGUCCGUGGGCUAUGGAAGGGUGCUGGAACAACAUUAGUGAUCGGUGUACCGUCUUCAACGAGUUACAUGCUCACCUAUGACCACCUCUUGAAUGUCACCUUACCUCCCCUCCUUCCUUCUUCAUUAGUCCCACUAACCUCUGGUAUGCUCGCUCGGACCGCAAUCUCCACGAUUAUAUCACCAUUAGAGCUGAUACGUACCAAUCUUCAGUCAACGCCGAUAUCCGCCGAGACCCCCCACACACUCCGCUCAGUCCUCGUAUCCAUAGGUGGGCUGGCCAGAUCACAAGGCUUUGCCUCACUUUGGAGAGGCCUCGGGCCUACGCUAUGGCGGGAUGUGCCCUUCUCUGGUAUUUAUUGGGCCAGUUACGAGUCUUGCAAGAAGACUUUUGCCAGAUUUAGAGCAGAAGGAGCAUGGGUAGCGUUCGUCAGUGGUGCAGUGAGCGGAACAUCUGCUGCAUUAAUAACAUCUCCGCUGGAUGUUGUCAAGACACGCCGCCAAGCUCUGGUGAUGUCCCCGGCGGACACUCAUACAUCUUCCCUCCAACUGAUAAAACAAAUCUUACGGACUGAAGGCGCUCCUGCCUUAUUUGUUGGUCUCACACCUCGGAUAGCAAAAAUUGCGCCUGCUUGUGGAAUCAUGAUUGCUUGCUUUGAAGGCAUUGGGAAGUUUCUGUCAAGAACUUGAGACGCCUGUCAAGGAUUCGUCGUUCGAGAUUCAGUUCCUAUAGAAUUUAUAGACCCACCAUCCCAAGUUCCUUAUACACGUGAUAAUGUACCAAUGGAUAAUCUAUGUAGCACUAUUAUAAUAGAUACAGCUAUUAUGGUUUGUGGAUUUCCUAUCGUUUGAGAUCCUGUAAAGUCCAUUGAAAAUCGUAAGUCUUCCAUGUAUGUUCACUACCCUAGCCUGUUCAACUGCUUAUUAGCGGCUGAAAGUUUGCCCCCAGUUCGGUCCACUUCGUUGGAGAGGUCAUCCAGCAAUUGGAUCUGUGUGCCGAUUUCGGCAGAUAUGGCCUCCCCGAGGUGCUGUUGGCGACGAAGUAUAGUCGUGAGUUGGGAGAGCUGCCCCUCUUGCUGCUGCAUCUGGGUCUGUUGUAGUGAGAAGACGCCAUGGUUAUCUAGAGGACGCGUUUCCUCCGUUUCCUCUGGUUUGACCGGUGCUCCAAACACCCGCGUGACGCGAGUAAACGCAUUGCCUCCAAGAAGGGCCUCUCGAUCAGAGGCCGCCGGAGCAGUGGUCGCAAAGGCAACAGAGUUCCGAUUUGUCUGUUGCUGCCGAGCCACCGAAACCAUCUUUCCCAACUUCUCACAUUCAUCCUGCAGUCGUGCGACCAUAUCUGUCCGUCUUUGCAACUCUCCUUCACUCAACCCCAUCAUGGCAAGCUCCCGUAAGCCCGUUCCCAGAAUCCCUAUGCGAGAUAAAACACCAGCUAGCUUUUGCUUGGCAGCAACAUUGGAUUUGUGAGAUGCGUUGAUAUCUCCUUGGUCUGACAGGGCCUCUCGUUUGUUGAUGUCUGCACGAACAUCACGCAAACGAUUCUGAAUCUCCUGUUGUUCUUCCAGCCAUGAAGUAGAGCUGAAUUGAGUCGGGGGGCCACCAAUAACUCCUGCCUGCUUGCCGAUCGGGAUGCCAAGGAAGUCUUUGAAUGCAAAGGUUUCCCGCCAUAUAUCAUCCUUAGCACUGACAAUGGCUCUGAGAUAAAACUCGAGUCCAACCUUGCGUUCUUCGAGUAACUGGGGGUCUGAAUGGGAACGAAAUAAGGAGAACUUGUGUUUGGGAGGUAGGGGAGCUGGGGGAGGUGCACCGGUAGCUUUCGUUAGCUCGACAUUGAGAUCGUCGAACUCUGAAUAGCGUCGCCACAUAGUCCAUGAACGUACAUUGGCCUGUAUCUGGAUUCGAUAAACGGUGUGAGGCUUUGGUUUUGGACGUUCUUGGUAGUCGAUGAUGUGAACUGCUUGAAUCGCGCUCAUGAUGUUUGAACUGAGCUCAAUUU
Messenger RNA from Marasmius oreades (fairy-ring Marasmius), 2339 nucleotides. RefSeq lists its product as uncharacterized. Bases 35 to 1033 code for a protein of 332 amino acids. The transcript has 4 exons. The record is from RefSeq and is a predicted model, not a curated record. Gene Ontology annotation, biological process: mitochondrial transmembrane transport. NCBI's taxonomy places the organism in Eukaryota, Fungi, Basidiomycota, Agaricomycetes, Agaricales, Marasmiaceae.